UGGCAGAAAGCUGCAGAAGUUUGGCUCUGAAUUUCCCGGACUUGCAAGCAGAAGCGUUCAGCAGACAGGCGCUGGCAUGCAUUCUUCUAUUAGCCGCACAAGGAGAUGCUCCGUGGUGUUUUUCCCCCCACAGUACUAGUUAAAGUAGUAACUAGGAGAGUAUGACUAACUAGUUGUGGAGAAACUAUGGGAUGCAUCGUCAUGGCAACAGACCAGACGUCACAAUCUGGGCAUGUGUGUUCCAUUUUUGUCUUUCUUAUUUUUCAGACUGCAAGACCUGGAUAUAGAUCUGUAGGGAAAAGAAUAUAAAUGUUCAUUUUUGUUUCUUUUUUUAGCCGGGGAAAAAAAAACCUUUUUUUAGUGGAAAAAAAAAAAAAAAAAAAAAAAAUCCACUGAGCGAGUUCUUUUUGGGUGAAGAAAGAGACUGUGCUGCGGCGUCUGGAGGGUUAACUUUCAGUAUUCCCAGCCUAAAAGGGGUUUGGGGGCUAUGAGAUAAAGAUGCCGGGGUCGCUGAGUAAUGAAGACGAGGGACAGGACGACAUGGAUUUUGAAGACGAUAUGCCAGAUGAAGAUGACGAAACUGAGCGCAACACUGUUCCCCUCACGGCCCUCGCCAGCUUCUUCUCUGAUGAUGACUCCCUCAAAAAGCAGAAGAAGAAAAAGCCCAAAAAGAUAAAAGAGGGGAAAAUACCUAAAGUUAAGAAGAGGAAAAAAGAGGGAGGAAUACAGCCAAGACUUGACAGUGACCUCGAGGAGAUUUCAGAGGUAGAGGAGGAACGCGAACGGCCAGAAAUUGGCUCUGAGAGCGAAAGCAGCGCAUAUGGCCCCACCAAAAAAAAAAAGAAAAAACCCAGGGAGAAAAAAGAAAGGAAGCCCAGGAAGAAGAAGAGAGAUGAAGAUGACGAUGAGGAUGACGAUGAUGAUGGUAACAUGAAAGAACCCAAAUCCUCCAGCCAGCUGAUGCAAGAAUGGGGUCUUGAGGAUGUUCAGUAUGGGUUCACGGAGGACGACUACAAAACAAUCACCAAUUACAAGGCUUUCAGCCAGUUCCUCAGGCCCCUCAUUGCCAAGAAGAAUCCGAAGAUUCCCAUGUCAAAGAUGAUGACAGUGUUGGGAGCCAAGUGGCGUGAGUUCAGUGCCAACAACCCGUUCAAAGGGGCAUCUGCCACCGCUGUGGCCGCCGCGGUGGCCGCCGCGGUGGAGACGGUUACUGUAGCUCAGCCAACAUCUGUCAGCAGCAGCCAGCUGAGCUCUCUGCAGGGCAUGUUAAAAAAAGCCAAAACCAAAGAAGGAAAAGGGCCAGGAGUUAGAAAGAAAAGCAAGACCAUAAAAGAAGUGAAGAAGAAACCCAAGCCGAAGAAGACCAAAUCAAAAACUGGUCAAAGUGGGAAGAAGAAGAAAGCGUCCUCUAGCGAGGAGGACUUUCUGGAGGAGUCAGACUUUGAUGACAUCAGUAUCCACAGUGCCUCUGUGCUUUCUGAUACCUCUGGGGCCACCAAGAAAAAGGCCCGACGUGGGCGGAAAAAAAGGAAAAAGGAGGAUGGCGAUGGCUAUGAGACUGACCACCAGGACUACUGUGAGGUUUGCCAGCAGGGAGGAGAAAUUAUCCUCUGUGACACUUGUCCAAGAGCCUACCACCUUGUCUGUCUGGACCCCGAGCUGGAAAAGGCGCCUGAGGGAAAAUGGAGCUGUCCACACUGUGAGAAGGAGGGAAUCCAAUGGGAGGCCAAAGACGAAGAGGAGGAGGAGGAGCCAGCAGGUGAGGAAGAGGAUGACCAUAUGGAGUUCUGCAGAGUUUGCAAGGAUGGAGGGGAACUUCUGUGUUGUGACACCUGUCCAUCGUCCUACCACAUCCAUUGCCUCAAUCCACCUCUACCUGAGAUCCCAAACGGGGAGUGGUUGUGUCCUCGUUGCAUGUGCCCUCCUCUCAAAGGUAAAGUGCAGAAGAUUCUCCACUGGAUGUGGGGAGAACCGCCGCUGCCAGCUGAGCCACCCGCAGGCCCUGAUGGCAAGCCAAUUGAUCCACUGACCAAGCCCCCGCUCAAGGGGCGCCCAGAGAGGGAAUUCUUUGUAAAGUGGGCUGGCCUUUCAUACUGGCACUGUUCCUGGGUCAGCGAACUGCAGUUAGAGCUGUACCACACAGUCAUGUAUCGGAACUACCAGCGGAAGAACGACAUGGACGAGCCCCCGCCAUACGAUUACGGCUCAGGAGAGGAGGAGCUCAACAAUGAGAAGAGGAAGAGCAAAGACCCCCAGUACGCUGCAAUGGAGGAGCGCUUUUACCGCUAUGGCAUUAAACCAGAGUGGAUGGUUAUCCACCGGAUACUCAACCACAGUUUUGAUAAAGACGGUGAUGUGCAUUACCUAAUCAAGUGGAGAGACUUACCCUAUGAUCAAUGCACUUGGGAGGCAGAUGAUUUUGACGUCCCAGAGUAUGAGAUCCACAAAGCUUUUUACUGGGACCACAGAGAGCAAAUUUUAGGAGAGGACCAACGCCCUCUUGUGGUGAGAAAAGGGAAGAAACUAAAGGAGAACUAUCCAAAAAGGGAAAUCCCUCCUGAUGCCCCCAUCAUAGAUCCAACCAUCAAAUUUGAGCACCAGCCCUGGUAUAUUAAUGCCACAGGGGGAACGCUGCACCCAUACCAGCUGGAAGGUCUGAAUUGGUUACGAUUUUCCUGGGCUCAGGGAACAGAUACCAUCCUGGCAGAUGAAAUGGGCCUCGGAAAAACGGUUCAGACAAUAGUCUUUCUCUACUCACUGUAUAAGGAGGGCCAUUCCAAGGGGCCUUUCUUGGUGAGUGCACCUCUGUCUACUAUCAUCAAUUGGGAGAGAGAAUUUGAGAUGUGGGCUCCAGAUUUCUACGUGGUGACUUACACCGGAGACAAAGACAGCCGGGCAAUUAUCAGAGAGAAUGAAUUCGCCUUGGAGGACAGCGCAAUAAAAUCUGGACGCAAGGUGUUCCGGAUGAAGAAAGACUCUCCCAUCAAGUUUCAUGUGCUGCUGACAUCUUACGAGCUGAUCACUAUAGAUCAAGCCAUUCUUGGCUCCGUCACCUGGGCCUGCCUGGUUGUGGACGAGGCUCACAGACUGAAGAACAACCAAUCAAAGUUUUUCAGGAUUCUUAACGGGUAUAAGAUCUACUACAAGCUGCUGCUCACUGGUACUCCUCUGCAGAACAACCUGGAGGAGCUUUUCCAUCUACUUAACUUCCUCACCCCAGACCGCUUCAACAACCUGGAUGGCUUCCUUGAGGAGUUUGCAGAUAUCUCUAAAGAGGACCAGAUCAAGAAGCUCCAUGACCUCCUCGGACCUCACAUGCUCAGGCGGCUGAAAGCUGACGUCUUCAAGAACAUGCCGGCGAAGACGGAGCUCAUUGUCAGAGUGGAGCUCAGUCCCAUGCAGAAGAAAUAUUACAAGUUUAUUUUGACGCGGAAUUUUGAGGCUCUGAACUCCAAAGGGGGAGGGAACCAGGUGUCCCUGCUCAACAUUAUGAUGGACCUGAAGAAGUGCUGUAACCACCCCUACCUGUUCCCUGUUGCUGCUGUGGAGGCUCCUGUUUUGCCUAAUGGUUCUUAUGAUGGCAACCUGCUGGUGAAGUCUUCAGGAAAACUAACCCUGCUUCAAAAAAUGCUGAAGAAACUCAAAGAUGAAGGACACAGAGUUCUUAUUUUCUCUCAGAUGACAAAGAUGUUGGAUCUGCUUGAGGAUUUCCUGGAGUUUGAAGGCUAUAAAUAUGAACGUAUUGACGGGGGGAUUACUGGAGGCUUACGGCAGGAAGCAAUUGAUCGUUUCAAUGCUCCAGGGGCACAGCAGUUCUGCUUUUUGCUUUCAACGCGAGCCGGAGGUCUCGGCAUCAAUUUGGCUAGUGCAGACACCGUCAUCAUCUAUGACUCUGACUGGAAUCCACACAAUGACAUCCAAGCUUUUAGCAGAGCCCACCGAAUUGGCCAAAACAAGAAGGUGAUGAUUUAUCGUUUUGUGACUCGGGGAUCUGUGGAGGAGAGAAUCACUCAGGUGGCAAAGAGAAAAAUGAUGUUGACUCACCUGGUGGUGAGGCCCGGCCUGGGCUCCAAAACCGGUUCCAUGUCCAAACAAGAACUGGACGACAUCCUCAAGUUUGGAACUGAGGAGCUCUUUAAGGAUGAGAUGGAAGCAGCACGAACCAUGGGUGAUAACAAAGAUGGUGAGGAGGGCAACGUCAUUCACUACGAUGACGAUGCCAUUUCAAAGCUGCUGGACCGCAGCCAAGAUGCCACCGAGGACACAGAGAUACAGAACAUGAACGAGUACCUGAGCUCGUUCAAGGUGGCGCAGUAUGUGGUGAAAGAAGAAGAUGAAGAGGAGGAGGUAGAGCGAGAAAUCAUCAAGCAAGAGGAGAAUGUGGACCCAGACUAUUGGGAAAAGCUCCUCCGCCAUCACUAUGAGCAGCAGCAGGAGGACCUGGCCCGAAAUCUGGGAAAAGGCAAACGCAUUCGGAAGCAGGUCAACUACAAUGACGCGACUCAGGAGGACCAAGAAUGGCAGGAUGAUCUUUCAGACAAUCAAUCGGAGUAUUCCGUGGGGUCCGAAGAUGAGGACGAAGAUUUUGAAGAGAGGCCCGAAGGUGGACGCAGGCAGUCUCGUCGACAGCUUAAGAAUGAGAAAGACAAACCUCUGCCCCCCUUACUGGCACGUGUUGGAGGCAGCAUAGAGGUCCUUGGGUUCAACACUCGCCAGAGGAAAGCUUUCCUCAAUGCCAUCAUGCGCUGGGGCAUGCCACCUCAGGAUGCUUUCAACUCGCACUGGCUGGUCCGGGACCUUAGAGGGAAGAGUGAGCGCGAGUUUAGGGCCUAUGUGUCUCUGUUUAUGAGACAUUUAUGUGAGCCAGGUGCAGACGGAGCGGAGACCUUUGCGGAUGGAGUCCCCCGUGAGGGCCUGUCUCGACAGCAUGUUCUCACCAGGAUCGGAGUCAUGUCGCUUGUCAGGAAAAAGGUGCAGGAGUUUGAACAUGUAAAUGGGAAGCUGAGCUCUCCAGAUCUGAUUCCCAUUGGAAUGGAGCUGAAGAAGCUGACUGAAAGUGUGUCUUCAGAUCCCAACACCCCGGUGCCAGCCAGCCCUGUGGCUACACAGCCCAGCACCCCCGUCCCACCAGAGAAGGCUGAGUCUUUGGUACGAAACGCUGAAGAUAAGGAGACUACAGAGACAGAUGGAAAGAAACAAUCUGAGCAGGAACAAGCUCCCAGUGCAGAGCUAGUAUCUGUACCCAAGAAGGCUGCUGACAGUGACGAGACGAAGGCAACCUCAGAAGAGACAACAGGAGAUGAGAGGAACAGAACCAAAUCCCCCAUGACAAAGGCCGAGCCACCUGCCUACCCAAAAGAGUCUGCUUUCAAGCCGGCAGAGCUGCCAUCUAGUCAUACCUCACCUAAGACGGACCCCUGCAAAGAAGCCGAGAAGUUCUCUGAAAAAGGAGAGGCUGGUUCUCCUCGGGAAAAAACCGAAGACAAAGAAAAUAAGCCAGACGAUGUGAAGAGUGAAGAUGCAUUAGAGGGUCGAUUGAACGGAGACAAAGACACUCUGGAUGAGCUGGAUGAGAGCAGAAGAGAGGACAAAAAUGGAUUCAAAGCCAAGUUCAUGUUUAAUAUCGCAGAUGGAGGUUUUACGGAGUUGCACACCCUGUGGCAAACCGAGGAGCGAGCGGCUCUUUCGUCUGGAAAAAUGCAUGACAUCUGGCAUCGUCGCCAUGACUACUGGCUGCUUGCUGGCAUCGUAACACACGGCUAUGCUCGCUGGCAAGACAUUCAGAAUGACCCCCGUUAUGCUAUUCUGAAUGAGCCAUUCAAAACAGAGAUGCACAAGGGGAACUACUUGGAGAUGAAGAACAAGUUCCUGGCGCGGCGCUUUAAGUUGUUGGAACAGGCAUUGGUGAUUGAGGAGCAGUUGCGACGGGCAGCUUACCUCAACAUGACCCAGGACCCCAGUCACCCUGCCAUGGCUCUCAACACGCGCUUUGCUGAGGUGGAAUGUUUGGCCGAGUCCCACCAGCACCUCUCCAAAGAGUCUCUGGCUGGGAACAAGCCUGCCAAUGCUGUGCUUCAUAAAGUGCUGAACCAGCUAGAGGAACUUCUGAGUGACAUGAAAGCAGAUGUGACACGACUUCCCAACAUGCUGUCCAGAAUCCCACCAGUGUCGGCUCGUUUGCAAAUGUCGGAAAGGAGCAUCCUGAGCCGCCUCACCAGCAGAGGCAGCGAACCUCCACCACAGCAGCCUUUUAGCCAGGGAGGUUUCGGCUGCUCCCAGAUGUACAGCAGCGGUUUUGGUGGGGGAUUCAGAGGACCAGGCGGACAGCCUAUGGUCAACUACAGCCAGAUGCCCCUUGGACCUUACGUCAGCGUGUCAUCUAAUGGCCCCCCACCUCCUACAAGCCAUUUGGACAAGAAAUCACUUGACUCGUUCAGAGACGGGGCCACGCCUGAACUCAAGUCAGGCAAAGCAAGUGAUGUCAUCUGUAUUGAGGACUAGACCAGCUCUGUAUAAUUGACCUGAGGUCAGAAACUCCCAGGGAUGGAAUCUGAAUGGAUGACUGCUGCCCUUGUCUUAUGCUACAUCCUUCAUUUUUUCCCUCCUAUCUCAUAAUCUGCUAACUGAAGUUCGGCUAUGAGCGGAUAAGGCAAUUAACUUUUUCAUCCGUGUACAUGUAUCUAUCAAAAAAGUUGCACUUUUAUCUUUCAAGGAUCCUAUAGAGGUGUUUCAGUAGGUAUUUGCUUUCUUUGUAGAAAUACUGAGAAUCAGGAGGGAAGAUGAAGCAGUUUUUUUUUUGGAAGAGGACUUUGGAAGGUCUGCACUAUAAAGUAAAACUCAAUCAAGUCAAGUGUCAGAUGCUCUUUAUUGGGGCUCGUCUUUAUCUUUUAAUGUAAGUUUUAUUUAUUUAAAUUUUGCAAGCUGUGACUUUGUAAAUCUGCUUGCAAUCCCUUGCUUUUCUGGAUUUGCCAACCCCUUUACACUGUGACUGUGCUGCUCUGAAGCUUGUUCUAUGUGAAGAGGAGAGAAAUUCACUUGUUGUUUGAGUCAAUAGUUUUCGAACAUCAGUAUCUUCAAAGUUACUGUACACGAACGUGUUUUUAUCCUUUAUGUUAUAGAAUAAUGGUUAUGGAGGAAAUCAAAACCUUUACCAUGUACUGUAUGCUUUUGCAAAACAGUUUAUCUGAAUCCUAUGAAGACUGCCACCUGCUGGUAACGUUGAGAAAGUAGUUCUUGCCGAAGGUGACGCUACAUCUAACUGCAUCACCUUUCAAGGGUGGCGUCUUCUGCUGUACAUAUUAGGAGACUGCAAUUUAUUUUACAUCACGAAGGUCUAAUGAUAGUGAAAAUAACAACAGCUAAAACAGAUGUUCAGGUCUUAGCAUUAUUCAUAAAAAUCCAACCAAAAAAAAAAAAAAGUAAGUUACAGAAGAUUUUUAAUUUUAAAUUGUUUUGUACUGGAAACAGUUUGUGACUGUUUGUUUGAAUGUUAGUGUUGCUUGUAGCGCUACACCCACAUACACCACAGUGGGACCAUAAACUGGAACUUUUUUGCUUGGCCUCUCUUCAGACCAAGCGAGAGUAAGAACUAACAAGUUUCAUUUUCUCUUUUAUGUCCAAGAGCUGUCCUUCUUCCCUUUUUAACGAAAAUACAUGCUUAUGUCUCAUUGUCACAUUCAGCUCACUUUAGGAUCUGAGUUUUUGUAUCCCUCUAUUUAAGUUGCAGUAAAAACAGAUGCAUAAACUUACUUGAUGCCAUUACAAGGGAAUAACCCACUCUUUGAUGCAGUGUCUUUUCUCUGCUGAGGCACAGAUUGUAAAAGAGGUGGUGCCACAGUCUAAAGUUGCAUGUGUUCUCAUUCCAAUUUUAAAGGACCAGGGUUGCACAUUGCUACUCUGUGCAGCUUUUUUGUUUGUUUGUUUUUACUGUUCUGUUUGUGUUGCUAUCCAUUUUUUUUUACUCGUAAAAUGUGUGGAUUUAACAGAAGACAGUGAUUUUUGUUACUAAUCUUAUUAUAAACUGAAUAUAUUAACCCUUGCAACUGCUUACCCGAGAAACCAAGGAAAAUCUGAAUUCAUAUUGGAUAUUUUGACAAAUGCACCAAUUAAGCACAUAACAAGAAAGAAGCCUUCAUAGAUUCAAUGCUUCCGUAAUAAUCAAAUUAUCUGCUGAAUUUGUCUGAGCUGGGCAUAUGUUUUGUGCACACUUUAAUUGUAACUAGAUUACAGAGUAGUUGGCUUUUUUUCUGUGGUUGCUUGUGAAUACAACAUUGAACUUGCCCUCUGCUCUGCAGUGUGGCAAAAAAUAAUAUUAAGAAUGAAUACUGUAACGGGUAAUCAGUGGUACUGUUAAAGACGGUGGACUUAAAAAUCCAGCCAAAAAAAAUGUAGAGAUGAACCCCAAAUAAAGCUCUGCUUAGGGUCUCGUACUUACUUGGAACUGCCCUGGUUGAACCACAGUGGUGCCCCCUAAAUAUUUGCCUAGAUUUAUUUAACUCAUUUAUGUAUUUAUUUAUUUCAUUUUACAUUUAUGCAUUGACAGAAGAAGAUGUCUGCAUGCCCUUUUCUGAAUUGAGUAUAACUUACUAAACGGGUUGGAGGUUUCUGCUGGUGCAGUCAGUGGGGUGGCAAGAAAUUUUCCGGGGUGGCCGAGGCCCCCCAGGGGGCACCACUGUUGAACCAAAGAAACAUCUGAAAUACAGUCUUUAAAGACUGAUAUUA
This is a messenger RNA of Poecilia latipinna (sailfin molly), 8721 nucleotides long. It is a transcript of the gene chd5, whose product is annotated as chromodomain helicase DNA binding protein 5. NCBI's taxonomy places the organism in Eukaryota, Metazoa, Chordata, Actinopteri, Cyprinodontiformes, Poeciliidae. The transcript is spliced from 40 exons. Bases 499 to 6501 code for a protein of 2000 amino acids. Gene Ontology annotation, cellular component: nucleus; NuRD complex; chromatin. Gene Ontology annotation, biological process: chromatin remodeling. Gene Ontology annotation, molecular function: ATP hydrolysis activity; chromatin binding; histone binding. The record is from RefSeq and is a predicted model, not a curated record.